Exophiala spinifera is the source of this 1710-nucleotide messenger RNA. RefSeq lists its product as uncharacterized. Gene Ontology annotation, molecular function: polyamine transmembrane transporter activity. Gene Ontology annotation, biological process: intracellular polyamine homeostasis; transmembrane transport. The transcript is spliced from 4 exons. Lineage: Eukaryota; Fungi; Ascomycota; Eurotiomycetes; Chaetothyriales; Herpotrichiellaceae. The record is from RefSeq and is a predicted model, not a curated record. Bases 1 to 1710 code for a protein of 569 amino acids.
AUGGCUCGAGAUAGCCCCGAGAAGAUUUCCGCCCUGCCGCAGACGUCCGUAAACCCAAGUACCAACGAGGACAAUGAGAAAGAGGCUGGAGAAAAGCAUGAGGUCCCCUCCGACGUGCGGUCCAUGAACUCGACUCAUUCGGCGGCUCCAAGUGAACAAUCUACAAUCGGUGACAGCCAGGACAUUGAAAUUGCGGAUGAUGUUUUGCAAAGAACCAUCACCCCGAAAAGUCCUCUCGUGAAGGUCCCUCGCUCAAAACGGCGUGGGCUCUUUUCGCGCUUCGCCCUCGUUGCGGAGGUCACCCAGCCGUUCGAUUACAAAGAUUCGACAAAAUGGUUCAUUACUUUCAUCGUUGCAGUGGCAGCCGCGGCUGCCCCCCUUGGAAGUGCUAUCAUUCUGCCAACCCUUGACGAUGUCGCUAAAGAUCUCAAUUCGACGCCCACCAUAACCAAUCUGUCGGUCGCUCUGUACAUGCUGAGUAUGGCCAUUUUCCCGCUUUGGUGGUCAAUGUUCUCGGAGGUAUUCGGGCGGCGGUCAAUCUAUAUCGUCUCCUUUGCACUCUUCGUCCUCUUUGCCGUGAUCAGCGCCGAAUCCCAGUCGAUUGGUAUGCUGGUCGCUAUGCGAAUGCUUUCAGGAGGUGCUGCUGCCUCUGUCCAGGCCGUGGGUGCGGGAACCAUAGCCGACAUCUGGGAAUCGAGAGAAAGGGGACGAGCCAUGGGCACGUUCUAUCUGGGUCCUCUUUGUGGCCCCUUGGUGGCACCGAUUGUGGGUGGCGUUCUCGGACAGCAUUGGAAUUGGAGGGCCACUCAAUGGGCACUUGUGAUUUACGGCGUUUUGAUCUGGGUUUUUGUGUUUUUCGCUCUCCCAGAAACCCUCAAAGCGCAGAAGGAAGUUGUUGACGAAGCCGAAAAUGAGACUUCUGACCAACCAGGGGCAUCCUUAAGCCGGACCUCGACCCGGGAGAUUGUCCAGCAAAGCAGCAAAAAGUACCUAAAAGUGCUCAAAAUGUUGCUCGUAGAUCCACUGCGGGUCAUACUGUACAUCAGGUUCAUGCCGGUCCUGUUGACGGUUUACUAUUCGGCCAUCACGUUUGGUUCGCUCUACGUGUUGAACAUCAGUGUCCAGUAUACGUUCGAGAGGCCGCCUUAUGAGUUCUCAACCAUUAUCAUUGGAUUGCUCUAUAUCCCAAACUCCCUUGGAUACAUGCUUGCCAGCAUGUUUGGCGGCAGGUGGAUGGACUCCAUCAUGAAACGGGAGGCGCUGAAGGCACGUCGGAUAGACGAGAACGGCAAACUGGUCUUUCGUCCGGAGGAUCGCAUGCGAGAGAACGCGUGGCUUGGUGCCCUACUCUAUCCUGUUGCCUUGAUCUGGUACGGUUGGACGGCUGAGAAGGGGGUACUUUGGAUAGUUCCCAUGCUUGCCAACUUUUUCUACGGCGUGGGGUCCAUGCUUAUUUUCGCCAUGUCGACCACGAUGUUGACGGAAUUCAUGCCACGACGAUCAUCUUCUGGGGUCGCUUUGAACAACUUUUGCCGAAAUAUCCUGUCGUGUGUUGGUGCAAUUGUUGGGGCUCCCAUCAUCUCGGGCAUUGGCAAUGGCUGGCUCUUUACUAUUCUGGGCAUCUGGACACUGUCUGGCGCAUCGGUGAUAUGGGCCAUGAAACGAUUCGGCCCUCGGUGGCGAGAGAAGAUGGACAGAGAACUUGACUGA